GGAUCCGCUUACGCCCGGCUCCGCUGUCGCGGGCCUUGGGCGGGAGGCUCAGGACGCGGCGGACCCCGCGCACCAUGGACAGUGCUGCGCCCCGCGAACCCGGGGCCACCGAGCCCCCCGCCCGCGCGCGCCCGCGCCUAGUGUUCCGCACGCAGCUGGCGCACGGCAGCCCGACCGGCAGGAUCGAGGGCUUCACCAACGUCCGCGAGCUCUACGCCAAGAUCGCCGAGGCCUUCGGCAUCGCUCCUACCGAGAUCCUAUUCUGCACCCUCAACAGUCACAAAGUGGACAUGCAAAAGUUGCUGGGGGGACAGAUUGGGCUGGAAGACUUCAUUUUUGCACAUGUGCGUGGAGAGACCAAAGAAGUGGAAGUCACCAAAACAGAGGACGCUCUAGGACUGACCAUCACAGACAACGGGGCCGGAUACGCCUUCAUCAAGAGAAUCAAGGAAGGCAGCAUUAUCAACCGGAUUGAGGCUGUGUGCGUGGGGGAUAGCAUUGAGGCCAUCAAUGACCACUCAAUUGUGGGCUGCCGGCACUACGAGGUGGCUAAAAUGCUGCGGGAGCUGCCCAAGUCUCAGCCCUUCACCCUGCGUCUUGUGCAGCCCCGGAGAGCCUUCGAUAUGAUUGGCCAGAGGAGCAGGAGCAGCAAGUGUCCUGUGGAAGCUAAAGUGAGCAGCGGGAGGGAGACACUGCGCCUGCGCUCAGGGGGCGCUGCCACUGUGGAGGAGGCGCCCAGCGAUGUGGAAGCGGCAGCGGCGCGCAGGGUGGACGACCUGCUGGAGAGCUACAUGGGCAUCCGAGACCCCGAGCUGGCGGCCGCGGUGGUGGAGACUGCUCGGAGCUCGGCGGGAGCCCAGGCUUUCGCACGCGGCCUGGACGCCGUUCUGGGCGAGUUCGCCUUUCCAGACGAGUUCGUGGUGGAGGUGUGGGCAGCCAUCGGCGAGGCCCACGACGCUUGUGGCUAGCCUGUGUGGGAGUCUCCAGUCCUGGGCCCAGCCCCCUACCCCAACGCCACUCCAGAACCCAGGACAGCCCUGAGACACGGUCAGCCACCAGAACCCAACCCAGUUCUGAGACCCAGGCCCA
This is a messenger RNA of Mus pahari (shrew mouse), 1089 nucleotides long. It is a transcript of the gene Gipc3, whose product is annotated as GIPC PDZ domain containing family member 3. The transcript is spliced from 6 exons. Gene Ontology annotation, molecular function: protein binding. The coding region runs from base 75 to 968 and encodes 297 amino acids. Lineage: Eukaryota; Metazoa; Chordata; Mammalia; Rodentia; Muridae. The record is from RefSeq and is a predicted model, not a curated record.